UUAGAUAACCGCCUUUUCCUUUAGUUACCGCAGCGGCACUUCCGGUGUUUCUGAGGUAAAAACAAAGCAGCGUAACUCGAAUAAACAUCUCUAUAGGGUUCGCUAGUCACCUACGCCGACUUCGCCGAAUUUAUACCUUUUUUUGCGUUAACGUACCGCACUUUUUCGCCUUACCCGCCGAAUCGUUCGCCGAACUUCGAGUGUAUUUUUUUUUUAUUCGCGCAGUGAAAAAAAAUGAAGAUUUUUAUUGGUAACUUGGACGACCGCGCGAAUCAGGAGGAGCUUACCAAGCUGUUCGAGCAGCACGGCACGGUGGUGAGCUGCGCCGUCAUGAAGCAAUACGCCUUCGUGCACAUGCGGGAUGAGGAGCGCGCCACGAGGGCAGUGCGGGAACUCAACGGACACAUGCUGCACGGCAAGAAGAUGGUGGUGGAGCUGUCCAAGCCCCGGCCCAACAACACCUGGAAGAUCUUCAUAGGGAAUGUCAGCUCGGCCUGCCAUGUAGCAGAACUGCGGGGCAUGUUCGAGAUGUACGGCCGGGUGGUGGAGUGCGACAUUGUCAAAGACUUUGCAUUCGUUCACAUGGAGAGAGAAAGCGAUGCUAGGGAGGCCAUCGAACAUCUGAAUGGAAAAGAGAUUAAAGGCAAACAUAUCAAUGUUGAAUUGUCUAACAAGAUGCAGAGGUAUACUGGUGGUGGCUCUCAAGAUCGUCCACGAAGGCAUUAUGAUUAUAAAGAACCGCCACGGGAGCGAGCAGAUGUUCACCACCAUAGGAGAGCAGCAGACGCAUCCUUUGCAUCCAGUGCCAUGUCAUCUCCUUACGAGCGUAAUGCAUUAGAUGCACCUAGUUAUAGCUAUGAAAGUCGUCCUCGCCAACCUUCUCCACUUUAUUAUACACGGGACAGGAGUCCCAUGCGGCGGCGUUCACCUAGUAAGGCUGCUUAUGCUGCUUCCCAUGCAUCCACAGUUUAUGGGUCACGUGCUGCCCUGGAUUCUGCAUAUGAGGACAAGGCGGCUGCUGCAUUAGCUUCAGCCUAUGAAAGACAGGCUUCGUCCCUGAUCUCAGCCUAUGCAGCAGCUUAUGGGAAUGGGUCUUCUUCGUAUGAAGCACAGCGAUCUGGUUAUGGUACAGGUGCAGGAGACUCCUACAGCAGACAAGCAGCUGGCUCAUAUGGGAUGCAAGGGUCCUCAUCUUUGGACUAUGGCUCUCAAGUCUCGGCUCUGGAUUCGUCUUAUGGCACCCAGACCUCAACCACUCCAUACAUGACUGAGGCAUCUGUUACAUCUCCAUACAGGCUGCAGAGCUCUGCUUUUGGGGCAUCUCAACAGGUGCCAUAUUCUAGUCUUUCAACAAUGAAGACGAAAUCUCCUAUGUAUGAACGAACUCGUCUCUCCCCUCCACGAAGUUCUGCAUCAGACAGCUACAAAAAGCCCACUGAUAGCCUUACUAGCAGGCUUGCUUCCGACCGCCGUUAUUCUGAAUUAUCCGAUUAUCGCCGUUUAACAGAAUCUCAGGCCGCAUAUCGCCGUUCACCACCCAAGUUACCGAUGGACUAUCGUCGGACACCAGAAAAUGAUUUGUCACACUAUGCUCCCUACAGUGAUUACUUGCGUUCAGCACAGCUUAAAUCUAGCUAUCAGCGUCACCUUUAAUGAGAUCGUACUGCCAGUUGGGUUGUAUUUAAAGGUUCUUGUAAACCUAUUUACAGCAUGCUUUUGUUGGCUUUUGAUACCUAAUGUCGCUAAGUAUAACCUAUAAAACCCUUAGAAUUCAGGUUAGGUUUAUGACCACAGACACGUUUAUUAUGCUGCGCGCCUAUAAUUGAUCUCCAGUCUAUUCCCAGAAUACCAGAAGGAAAAACAUGUAUGAGUUUUUUUUUUUUCUAACUUUUUCAUUUUAUAUUAUGCAAGAAUGUUCUUAUAAAUUCAGUUUUUAUUAGAGUGCAAAAAAAAAACAAAGUAGGAACCUUUUGAAAUUCAUCCAGUUUUAGAAUUGUGUUGCAUAUUUUUCCUGUUAAAAUUAUCUAUAGCAUUUUGACGCAAAUGUCUUGUUUUUUUUUUAUUAUUCAUAUUAGGGGUUUUUAGCACCUAAAAUGCUAGAUCUGUACAUUUAGGAUAACACCGUAUUGAAACACCUCUACAUAUAGAACACCAAUUGAUUUAUUCAUUUUAGAAGCGGACAAGUCCCCCGCUAGACAUGUAUAAUCAGAGAUUUCCGAUGCCUCCAAAUGCGGUGGAAGGUGUCUGGCUAUUUUCAAAGCCUGAAUUCCUCUUGUGAUAGUGCAACACACUAAGAUCUGUGCAAAUCCACAUUUUAGUAUGUUUCACUUUCACAAGAAUCUGAAAAGAGCAGACGCUGUGAGCGGCCGCCACAUUCCACAUUGAGACAUCUGAAGCCUCUGAAUUCACAUGCCUGGUCCCCACUCUUCUACAAUGAGCUAGACUAAAACUAAACAGCUAUAUUUUAUAAAUCUUCUGUUCAUUUCUUUUAAAAUAAUAAUUAAAAAAUAUUCUAUUGACCCAAAUUGUAGAAGAAGUAUUAAUUUAUCAUAUAAUUUCAUGGUUGUAUAAGCACCGUGAGCUUGUAAUCAACAGAGGCGAUUUUUAUGGGGUGCACUUGUGGGUUACAUUUAGUUCAUUUAGACAAAAUUAUUUGUUUGCAAAUGGGUAAAUUAAAAAUAUAUGAAAACCGCAAUUAGGCUUUUCCUUGCCAUGAUGAAUUUCACAGAUUGUGAAGUGUUUUUUUUUUUUUGCCAUUGCUCCAGUUAAUUACAAGUUUUUUCUUUUCUGGUUUUUUUGUUGUGCAUUUUUUAGGCCUGGGUUUUCAUAUUCAAUCCUUCUGAGUUCGGUAAUUAUUUUGCAAUUGGUACAGUAAUUGAUUUGAUUCUUUGCAUUAUGGUUUCUUUUAUGGUCUGUUUCUUCCAUAUGCAAAUUAAAAAGUGUUUUCUAAAAUCACAA
Messenger RNA from Bombina bombina (fire-bellied toad), 2958 nucleotides. RefSeq names its product RNA binding motif protein 14 (gene RBM14). Gene Ontology annotation, molecular function: mRNA binding. The record is from RefSeq and is a predicted model, not a curated record. The transcript is spliced from 4 exons. Gene Ontology annotation, cellular component: cytosol. Bases 235 to 1653 code for a protein of 472 amino acids. Lineage: Eukaryota; Metazoa; Chordata; Amphibia; Anura; Bombinatoridae.